This is a messenger RNA of Ziziphus jujuba (common jujube), 914 nucleotides long. RefSeq lists its product as uncharacterized. Gene Ontology annotation, cellular component: Golgi membrane. The transcript has a single exon. Lineage: Eukaryota; Viridiplantae; Streptophyta; Magnoliopsida; Rosales; Rhamnaceae. Gene Ontology annotation, molecular function: hexosyltransferase activity. Bases 1 to 879 code for a protein of 292 amino acids. The record is from RefSeq and is a predicted model, not a curated record.
AUGCAAAGGAAUUGGCUAAUUUUACCGCUUAUAUUUCCCUUGCUUGCUCUCUCAUCCUUCUUUUUUUUCUUCUUCUUCAUAUUUCUCAAUGUUCAUCUCAAAUUCCCAUUCAUUUCAUCUCCAUCCAACAAUCUCACCAUUAUUCAUCAAACCAACCAAUCCCACUUCAGCCUCCUAAUCGGGAUCCUAACCCGACCCGACAACUACGACCGCCGUCACUUCCUCCGCCUCGUCUACGGCAUCCAAUCCUCUUCCUCAGCCACAAUCCACGUCAAGUUCAUCUUCUGCAACCUAAACAAACCCCAACACCGCAUCUUCAUCGGCCUAGAAAUCCUGCGUUUCAACGACAUUAUCAUCCUCAACUGCACCGAGAAUAUGAACGGCGGCAAAACCUACACUUACUUCUCUUCACUCCCAACAAUCCUCGCAGCCAAAUACGAUUACGUUAUGAAAGCCGACGACGACGUUUUUAUCAGGCUCGAACCCUUGGCCUUAUCUCUCAGGAUGUUGCCGAGGUUUGAUUUGUAUUAUGGAUUCGUAAUCCCAUGCAGUAGUCAAAACCCUUUUGUGGAAUACAUGUCGGGCAUGGGGUUUUUGGUGUCUUGGGACAUUGUUGAGUGGAUUUCGAGGUCGGAGAUUCCAAAGACGAGGCUGUUUGGUCCCGAGGAUAAGAUGGUCGGAGAGUGGUUGAAGAUUGGUAGGAAAGCGAAGAAUAGGUAUACUGAGAAGCCGGGCAUGUAUGACUAUCCCGGAACGAAUGGCAAGUGUUCUCAUGAGCUCAUUAAAGAAACCGUGGCUGUUCAUAGGCUUAAGAGGUGGGACCAAUGGUUGCAUGUGCUUGAUUUUUUCAAUGUGACUAGAGAAUUAAAAGCAUUCUAAAAUCUUCCAUGUUUAAUUAGAUGUAAUUUGGUAUC